Molecule: messenger RNA, 11532 nt
Organism: Protopterus annectens (West African lungfish)
Lineage: Eukaryota; Metazoa; Chordata; Ceratodontiformes; Protopteridae
Gene: CELSR1
Product: cadherin EGF LAG seven-pass G-type receptor 1
Exons: 35
Coding region: 499-9633 (3044 amino acids)
Biological process (GO): homophilic cell-cell adhesion; G protein-coupled receptor signaling pathway; cell surface receptor signaling pathway
Cellular component (GO): plasma membrane
Molecular function (GO): G protein-coupled receptor activity; calcium ion binding
Source: RefSeq, a predicted model, not a curated record
GGUAUCCUAGGGGUUUGUUAUGAGGUUGAUGAGCAAAUAGUGGAAAGCUUCUCGCAAAGUUGAAGGGUUUAUGUGAAGUAAAAGUUGUUGCUGUUCUUGUAUAGUUAGUUACUACCGCGUAUUUCCUUAACACUGUCGCUCUACAAAGUGCACCAUGCAAGUUAUUACCGAUACCGACAAACUGGAGACGAAAGGAGCAGGUUUAUGCUAAUUAACCUUGGAAAAAAUAUAGGAGAGGCGGGGCAGGAGACGAGGAGUGCCGGCGGCGAAGCCAUUUUGAAAUCAGUUUAAAAGUUUUUAGUGGUUAAAGGGAGCGAGCAUCGAUAGUUUGGUGACUCAUCACUUAGUGCACCCCGAUUUAUGGAACUAUUAAUGAAUUACGGAAGGGCCAGGUGCCAGCUUUGACAGGAGUAUACACAGCAAAGCGAAUGUGGGGUUCAUGGAUUUUGCGGGCGUUUUAGGGGCCAGCGCUGCACGUUACAAAAGGUUUUUGGAACUAUGGAAACGGCUUUGGUGCUCUCCGUCUGGAUUUUAAUCAGUUCGUUGUGCACGUUGCAGGUGCUGGUGGGGUGUUUCGAUCUGCACUUUUCUGAUCGCUUGGAUGCUGGGAAUUUUCUGCUGAAUGCCUCGCUGGGUCAUCAUCACUGGGUGUACAAGGUGGAUAGACGGCUGACCUCUGCCACCCUACGGAAUUUAAUACAUGUAGAUUGUAACGGGCAGCUGAUCCUAGCACGGCGACCGAUCUGCUCUGAGCUAGAAGCGAACCCAGCAACUGCUUACUUACACAUUGGAUCUGGAUCGCGUGGAACUUUUAUUGUAGCCCGUUUCAACGUGUAUGUCCACGGGCAGGACUGCUUCAUCAAAUACAAACGGAAGGACAGGACGUGGUAUGAGCCUGAUGUCUCUGUUAGUUAUAUUUUGACACUGAGAGCACUCCCCUGCUCCGAGUCCGAAGAACUUGAGUUACUGAAUAUAAAAAGUCAUCUUCCAGUUUUCGUUCGGGAUUUGGGAUUGCUUCAGUGUACCUGCCGUCGGGAUUAUAAUCAGAUAGGUUGCACGAAAGGAAUGCUUGUGUUGAAGAAAGGUCGGUGCUUGGAGUCUAGGGAUGUAAUCCAGGUGGAUGUGAUAUGCUCUGACGGUGGGACGGGUUCUGAUGGCAUGCUGGUCCGGGUAAACUUAAGACCGAUUUACCUAAGUAACAGUUUGAAACGGCACGUGAGACGGGACGAUACGGAGAGUAGGAGGGAAAAGAGGAACAUUAACAACAGUCCGCAAUUCCAGUUACCGAACUAUCAGGUAUCAGUACCUGAGAACGAACCUGCGGAAACCCGAGUGAUUACGCUGAAAGCAGUGGAUCCAGAUGAGGGGGAAUCGGGCAGGGUGGAAUACUCCAUGGAGGCGCUUUUCGACAGCCGCUCCAAUGAUUACUUCAAAAUUGAUCCUGUCACAGGCAGCGUUACCACCAGACAGGCCUUGGACCGGGAGACCAAAGACACCCAUGUGCUGAAAGUAACUGCCACUGAUAAUGGGUCACCUAGAAGGUCUGCUACUUCCUACCUCACUGUCACAGUUAGCGACACUAAUGACCACGAGCCGGUUUUCGAGCAGUCAGAGUACAGAGAAAGCAUCAGAGAGAACAUUGAGGUGGGCUAUGAGGUGCUGACCAUGCGAGCCACAGAUGGAGACGCUCAUUCCAAUGCCAACAUGCUGUAUAGGAUAGUAAAUGGAGAUGGAGUUAAUUCGGCUUUUGAAAUCGAUCCAAGGACUGGGGUGGUAAAAACUAGGGCACUUUUGGACAGAGAAACAGUUUCUCAGUACCAGCUAGUGGUCGAAGCCAACGAUCAGGGGCGAGAUCCAGGUCCUAAGAGUGCUAGCGCAACAGUUUACAUAAUAGUAGAAGACGAAAAUGAUAAUUACCCUCAGUUUACAGAAAAAAGGUAUGUGGUCCAUGUGUCCGAAGAUGUGCCCAUAAAUACAAAGAUCAUUCAGGUUAAAGCCACUGACAAAGACAAGGGUAACAAUGCUGUCAUUCAUUAUAGUAUUGUAAGUGGAAACAUCAAGGGACAAUUUUAUAUGGACUCUUUCACAGGAGAGAUUGAUGUUAUUAACCCACUGGACCAUGAAGUUACAAGGGAAUAUAGCUUAAGAAUCAAAGCUCAAGAUGGAGGGAGGCCACCACUGAUAAAUACCACUGGGAUAGUGCAGAUUUAUGUGGUUGAUGUCAAUGACAAUCCACCGAUUUUCAUCAGCACACCUUUUCAGUCUACAGUUUUAGAAAAUGUUCCUAUAGGUUACUCUGUAAUUCACAUACAGGCUAUUGAUGCGGACUCUGGGGAUAAUGCCCGCUUGGAAUAUAGGUUGAUAGACUUCGGGAUAAACUUUCCCUUUACAAUCAACAACAACACUGGUUGGGUUACAGUUUCUGCAGAACUUGACAGGGAGACUACUGAGCUCUAUAGUUUUGGGGUAGAAGCAAGAGAUUAUGGCUUACCUGCCAUGAGUAGCUCAGCCACUGUAACUGUCACAAUUUUGGAUGUUAAUGACAACAAUCCUGCUUUUACAGAGAAUGUUUAUCACCGCAGAAUAAAUGAAGAUGCACCUGUGGGUUGUAGUGUGUUAACAGUAACAGCAGUUGACAGAGAUGUUAACAGCAUUGUAACUUACCAGAUUUCAAGUGGCAAUACAAGAAACCGCUUUUCUAUCACCAGUCAGAGUGGAAGUGGUUUGAUAACAUUAGCUUUACCCUUAGAUUACAAGCAAGAAAGACAGUAUGUGCUUACUGUUACUGCAUCUGAUGGCACACGGAUGGACACUGCCCAGGUGUUUAUCAAUGUUACUGAUGCUAACACACACAGACCAGUUUUUCAAAGCUCGCAUUACCCAGUAAGCAUAAGUGAAGACAAACCCAUAGGUACGACAGUUGUAAUAAUAAGUGCAACAGAUGAGGACACUGGGGAGAAUGCAAGAAUAACCUAUGUGAUGGAUGAUAACAUCCCACAAUUUAAAAUUGACCCAGACUCUGGUGCCAUCACCACCCAGAUGGAGCUAGAUUAUGAAGAACAGGCUUCUUACACUUUAGCAAUAACUGCUAAAGACAAUGGGAUCCCACAGAAGUCUGACACAACCUAUGUUGAAAUCCUUGUCUUAGAUGCUAAUGAUAAUGCACCUCAAUUUUUAAGAGACCGGUACCAAGGUACAGUGUUUGAAGAUGUUCCCCUGUCUACUAGUGUGCUGCAGAUUUCAGCCUCUGAUCAAGAUUCAGGAUUAAAUGGAAGAUUGAUUUAUACUUUCCAAGGGGGAGAUGAUGGGGAUGGAGAUUUCUACAUUGAACCAACUUCAGGUAUAAUUAGGACACUAAGAAAGUUAGACAGGGAAAAUGUGCCAGUUUACAAUUUAAAAGCCUUUGCUGUUGACAAAGGCAGCACCCCGCUAAAGGCAGCAGUGGACAUUCACAUAAUCGUUCUUGACAUAAAUGAUAAUCCUCCUGUAUUUGAAAAAGAUGAAUUUGACAUUCUUGUGGAUGAGAACAGCCUUGUAGGUUCAGUUGUUGCCAAAAUCCAAGCUACUGAUCCAGAUGAAGGACCAAAUGCACAAAUCAUGUAUCAGAUUGUUGAAGGGAAUGUCCCAGAGGUAUUUCAGUUGGAUUUAUUUAAUGGUAAUCUCAUUCCAUUAGUUGAUCUGGACUACGAAAGCAAAACAGAGUAUGUUAUUGUGGUUCAGGCCACAUCAGCUCCCUUGGUAAGCAGAGCCACUGUUCACAUUAAAUUAGUGGAUAAAAAUGAUAAUGACCCUGUGCUUCAGGAUUUUGAAAUAAUUUUCAACAACUACAUAACAAACAAGUCCAAUAGUUUUCCUUCAGGGGUGAUUGGAAGGAUUCCAGCUUAUGACCCAGAUGUCUCUGAUACUCUCUAUUACACUUUUGUGGAGGGUAAUGAUUUGCAUCUUCUGCUUUUGAAUGAAAACACAGGGGAGUUGAAGCUGAGCCGGGAUUUAGACAAUAACAGACUAUUGGAAGCUCCCAUGAAAGUUUCUGUCUCGGAUGGAAUACAUAAUGUCACAGCCCGAUGUACUCUUCGAGUGACCAUAAUCACUGAUGAUAUGUUAACCAACAGUAUAACAGUUCGUCUGGAGAAUAUGUCCCAAGAACGAUUCCUCUCCCCAUUGCUGUCCCUUUUUGUGGAGGGGGUGGCAACAGUACUGUCUACUACCAAGGAUGGUGUUUUUGUUUUUAACAUUCAGAAUGAUACUGAUGUCAGUGCCAACAUCUUAAAUGUGACCUUCUCUGCAUUGCUGCCUGGUGGUAUACGUAACAAGUUCUUCCCUUCUGAAGACCUCCAGGAACAGAUCUAUCUUAACAGAACUCUGCUGACCAUGAUUUCUACCCAGCGUGUCCUCCCAUUUGAUGAUAAUAUUUGCCUUCGAGAGCCAUGUGAGAAUUAUAUGAAGUGCGUCUCUGUGCUGAAAUUUGACAGCUCAGCUCCUUUCAUUUCAUCGAAUACUGUGUUGUUCCGACCCAUUCAUCCCAUCAAUGGGCUGAGGUGUCGCUGUCCUCCUGGUUUUACUGGGGAUUAUUGUGAAACAGAAAUUGAUUUGUGUUACUCCAACCCUUGUGGUGGUAAUGGACUAUGCAGAAGUCGAGAAGGGGGUUACACUUGCGAGUGCCAUGAAGACUAUACAGGCGAUCACUGUGAAGUGAAUUCCAGUUCAGGUCGUUGUGUCCCAGGCGUAUGCAAGAAUGGAGGAAAAUGUAUUAACCUACUUGUUGGUGGUUUCAAAUGUGAAUGCCCGUCAGAUGACUUUGAGAGACCAUACUGUGAGAUGUCUACUAGAAGCUUCCCAGCUCAGUCAUUUGUCACCUUCAAGGGGCUUAGGCAGCGUUUUCAUUUCACCAUUAGUCUUUCGUUUGCCACUCGAGAAAGGGAUGCUUUGCUUCUUUACAAUGGGCGCUUUAAUGAGAAACAUGAUUUUAUUGCACUGGAAGUUGUUGACGAACAGAUCCAGCUGACAUUCUCAGCAGGAGAGACCACGACCACAGUGUCCCCCUCUGUGCCAGGAGGCGUCAGUGAUGGCCAGUGGCAUUCUGUCCAGGUGCAGUACUACAACAAGCCUAAUAUAGGAAGAACUGGUAUUCCACAUGGGCCCUCAGGAGAGAAAGUAGCAGUUGUAACCGUGGAUGACUGUGAUACUGCAGUGGCAAUACAGUUCAGAAAUGAGGUUGAAAAUUACACAUGUGCUGCUCAGGGAACCCAAACAGGUUCAAAAAAGUCCUUAGAUUUGACUGGCCCUUUGCUUUUGGGAGGUGUCCCAAACUUGCCUGAAGAUUUUCCUGUACGCAACCGUCAGUUUGUAGGCUGCAUGCGAAGUCUGACCAUUGACAGCAAACCCAUAGAUAUGGCUAGUUUUAUAGCCAACAACGGCACUGUGUCAGGUUGUGCAGCCAAAAAAGAUUUCUGUCGUACUGCAAGUUGUCAGAAUGGGGGUACUUGCGUAAACAAAUGGAAUACUUACAUCUGUGCCUGUCCUUUGCAGUUUGGUGGGAAGAACUGUGAGCAAGCCAUGCCUUUCUCUGUGAGGUUCAAGGAUCCAGGUUUGAUUCUGUGGAAUGAUCUUGAUAUUACCAUCUCAGUGCCAUGGUACAUUGGACUAAUGUUCCGAACAAGAAAGUCCAGUGGCCUUCUUCUGCAGGCCAGUGCUGGAAGUGCUUCCAAAGUCAACAUUCAGAUAACAAAUAGGAGUAUACAUUUUGAAGUGUUCAGUGGAAUUAUCCAGCUGGCCAACUUAAAAAUGACCCAGGUACGGGUGAAUGAUGGUGAAUGGCAUCAUUUAUUAGUAGAACUGAAGAGCGCUAAAGAUGGUAAGGACAUCAAAUACCUGGCAACCUUAUCCUUGGAUUACGGCAUGUACCAGAACACUGUUGAUAUAGGGAAUGAGCUACCUGGAUUGAAAAUGAAAGAAAUCUUUGCAGGAGGUUUUCGUGUUGCUCAUGGGCUAGUCGAGAAAGCUUUUCAUGGAUGCAUGCAGGGUCUGAGAAUGGGUGAGACUGCUUCCAGUGCUGCAACACUAAACAUGAACAAAGCCAUCAAGGAGAAUGUUAGUGAGGGCUGUGAAGUAGGAAACGCAUGUCAUUCCAGUCUGUGUCCUGAGAAAAGCAGAUGCAUUGAGGACUGGGAUAGCUACUCCUGCAUUUGUGAUUCAGGGUACUUUGGAAAACACUGUGUAGAUGUUUGUGAUCUCAAGCCUUGCAAACAUGUCUCUACCUGUGUUCACAAGCCCAGCAGUUCCCAUGGCUAUACCUGCGAAUGCGGGCUGAACUACUAUGGAAAGUACUGUGAGAAAAAGAUUAAUUUGCCUUGUCCGAGAGGCUGGUGGGGAAUUCCGAUAUGCGGCCCUUGCAGCUGUGAUACUAGCAAAGGGUUUGAUCCAGACUGUAACAAGACCACUGGGGAAUGUCGAUGUAAGGAAAAUUAUUAUAGGUUGCAAGACAGUGACACCUGCUACCCAUGUGACUGUUUCCCUACUGGUUCAAAAGCUCGCAUCUGCAAUGCACAGACAGGCCAGUGCCCAUGCAAGGCUGGAGUGAUUGGACGGCAGUGCAACCUUUGUGACAGUCCCUUUGCUGAGGUUACGAGCAGCGGUUGUCAAGUGAUUUAUGAAGCAUGUCCAAAGGCGUUUGAAGCUGACAUCUGGUGGCCAGGGACAAAGUUUGGACGUCCAGCAGCCAUGCCAUGUCCUAAAGGCUCAAUUGGGACUGCAAUCCGGCACUGUAAUGAAGAAAAAGGUUGGCUUCCUCCAGAGCUGUUUAACUGUACCACAGUCACCUUUGCAGAAUUAAAAACUUUUAAUGACAAGCUGAACCGCAAUGAGACCAGAAUUGAAAGCUUGAAGUCUAAUGACAUUGCAAAAAUGCUGCAAAAUGCCACCUUGCACACUAACUCCUUUUACGGAAAUGAUGUGAAGACAGCUUACCAGUUACUCAGUAGAGUGUUGCAGUAUGAAAGCCAACAGCAGGGAUUUGAUUUAGCUGCAACAAAGGACAUGGAAUUCAAUGAGAACAUCAUAAAAGCAGGCAGUGCCAUUUUGGAUAUUCUCAACAAAGACCACUGGGAGCAGAUCCAGCGAACGGAAGGAGGCACAGCACACUUGCUGAAACAUUAUGAAGAGUAUGCUAAUAAUGUGGCCCAGAAUAUGAGGAAAACGUACAUGAAGCCAUUCACUGUUGUUACUCCUAAUAUGAUUAUGGCAGUGGAUAUCUUUGAAAGUGCUCGUUUUGAAGGGGCCAAAGUUCCUUGUUUUGAGAACAUAAGGGAAAAAUAUCAUGAAGACCUGAAGUCCAUUGUCCUUUUUCCGGAGAAUUUGUUCAGACCCACUGAGAGCAAAGUGAUGACUGCAAACAAGACUUCCAGUCAGAAAAAUCCUCCAGGUCAGGGAAGCAGCCAUCCUCCCUAUAAUGAUAGGAACUUCUCCAAGAGGACCAAAAGACAACUCGACGAAACCAGCCAGUAUGCUGUAGUUGUUGUGAUAAUAUAUCGCUCAGUAGGUCAGCUUCUGCCAGAGAGCUACGAUCCAGACCGAAGAAGUUUAAGGCUGCCGAACCGACCAGUCAUUAAUACACCGGUUGUGAGCAUCACAGUUCACAAGGAGGGUGAUCCCCAGCCCAGUGUACUUGAAAGGCCAUUCACAGUAGAAUACACAAUGCUGGAAACAGAAGAAAGAACAAAACCUGUGUGUGUGUUUUGGAACCACUCAGCUGCAAUUGGGAAAACAGGAGGAUGGUCAUCUAAGGGAUGUGAACUUGUUUCUCGGAAUCAAAGCCACAUCAGUUGCCAGUGUAAUCACGUGACCAGUUUUGCUGUACUUAUGGAUAUCUCUAAACGAGAGCAUGGAGAGGUACUUCCGCUGAGGAUUGUCACUUACACCACAGUGUCUAUCUCGCUCAUAGCUCUCCUGGUAACUUUCAUCCUACUUGUUUUAAUUCGGACAUUGCGUUCAAAUCUGCAUAGUAUCCAUAAAAGUCUGGUAGCAGCCCUUUUCUUUUCAGAACUGGUAUUUCUCAUUGGAAUUAAUCAGACAGAAAAUCCGUUUAUGUGCACAGUCAUUGCCAUCUUGUUACAUUACUUCUAUAUGUGUACCUUUGCCUGGAUUUUUGUGGAAGGCCUUCACAUUUACCGCAUGCUGACAGAGAUGAGAAACAUCAACCAUGGACAGAUGAGGUUCUAUUACGUGAUUGGCUCGGGAAUUCCUGCAGUUAUUACUGGACUUGCAGUUGGCCUAGAUCCACAAGGUUAUGGAAACCCUGACUUCUGCUGGUUGUCUGUUCAUGAUACACUCAUCUGGAGCUUUGCUGGACCCAUUAUUGUGGUAGUGCUUAUCAAUGUAGUAAUUUUCAUAUUGGCAGCAAAGGCAUCUUGCGGCCGAAGACAUAGGACAUUUGAGAAAAAUGGGGCCAUCUCUGGUCUGCGAACUGCCUUUGUAUUACUGCUUCUGAUCAGCGCCACGUGGCUGUUGGGCUUAAUGGCUGUCAACACUGAUGUCAUGACCUUCCAUUACUUGUUUGCCAUCUUCAGCUGCCUACAGGGACUUGUUAUCUUCUUAUUCCACUGCAUUUUUAACAAAGAAGUUCGAAAGCACUUGAAGAACACUUUCUCUGGAAAGAAAGCCCAUGUGGAUGAGACACUGAUGACCAGAACAUCUUUAUUAACUCGCUCUUUGAACUGUAACAAUACAUAUACAGAAGAGCCAAAUUUAUAUCGCACAACAAUUGGUGAAUCUACAGCUUCCCUCGAGAGCACAGUCAGGUCAGCUAAGAGCCACAGUAGCUACCUUGCUUAUAUUCUCAGAGAUGGAGCAGCACAGAAACUUAGUGGGUCAUCUAGUCAAGCAAAGGUUAGUCAUACGGAAUGUGACUCUUCCAUUUUCCUGAAGAAACCAACAAAGUCUAAAGACAAUUGUCAGUCUGAUUCUGACAGUGAACUGUCCCUGGAAGAACACAGCAGCUCCUCUGCUUCAUCACACUCAUCAGACAGUGAAGAGGAAGGGCGGGAACUGAAACGUAAAAAGUGGAAAAAAUCAGCUCCAAAAAAUAAUGAGACCUUACCAUUACACAGCACACCCAAAGACACUGUAUCAAACCACGUCCAGCCAUACUGGCCUACAGAGUGUCCAACAGCGAGUGACAGUGACCAUGGUGGGACAGAAACACUGAAGGUGGAGACUAAACUUAAUGUGGAUUUUCACAGGGAAACCAAAGUAGAUAAUAUGAAUAUCAUAUCCCAAGACAAAGUGAAUGAAGUGCAAAGCAAGGAGAAUGCAGCUGUACCACAACAGAAUAACCAGCAACCAGAGCAAAGGAAAGGUAUUCUAAAAAAUAAAAUUACUUACCCACCACCUCUAACUGACAAGAAUAUGAAGAACAGAUUGCGGGAAAAAAUGUGUGAUUACAAUCAAACAGUUUCCUCAAGGACUUCCUCUCUGUGCUCCAGUGAUGGGGUCCACUCUACAAAAGGUGUUUUAAUAAAAACUCCAAGGAGGCAGUCAUCACAGGAUCAAUUUAAUGGGCUUAGCAUGAAUGUCCGAACUGGAACCGUCAAUGGAGACACUUCUGAUUCUGAAGGAAGUAAUGAAACUUCAAUCUGAUUCACCAGGAAAUGAAGGCUACUACACUCCUAGGACUUCCUGAGUUGAUAUAAUUUCCUUUUUCAAAGCUGCUGGGACACUGGGCGAAGAAGCAUCUUUUCUGAUGUACAUUUAGCAGACACCCAACUGAUGACAAAGGAAAACAGUGCUCUCAUCUGGUGAAAAGCUGCCUUUGAGAAAGGGAGUUUAUGAAACACUGUUAAUAUUUAACAGGUUGCACGAAAGAUGCCAUAGUACAAGAGGAGAUAAGAGCAUUUUUUCAGCAACUAGGGGCAGUUGGACACCCAAAUUACAGUGGGGUUAUUUGAAUUGACUGAGGUGCAGAGCAUCGCUGUACUUUUUUUUCUGAUAGCCAGCCUUAUGAAGGCAAAAACAGCAAAAAUGGCAAAGAUAAUGUACUUGUGUACUCUCAGAUAAAAGAGCUGGCAGCCAUAAGAAAGCACUGAAAACUGAUGGACAACUUUACAUGACUGUGGUAUUUUGCCUUCUAAACUGCAAGACAUUGAAUUAGAAACCCCAAGUGCCCUUCAAUUGUUUCACUUACAUUUUGGGAUCAAUUGUCUUAAAUGGACUAUUUUUUUGUACAUGGACUUUUGUAGAUAUUUUUAUAUAUUUUGUAUGUUGACUUCUAAAAGGAAAACUGAUAUGUACAUUUUAAAUUUGCAUUGAUUUUAUUAGUUAAUGGAAGGUCUACGAAGGGAUCUUCUGAGUUUUUAUAUAAGAAGAUUGCACAUUUGUACUUGAAAUUGAUGUUUGUCACUGAUCCAUUAAAACUAUGUUGUUGUAAGAUCAGAAUUCUAAACCACUACGCAGAUGUUUCAUUGAAGGCCUUUUUAUAGGAAACAAAGACUAAACCAAGAGACGUACUUUUAUUCUGUUUUAGUGCUGCAGCGAGACUGAGAAAUUGUUUAACAGAAAUGGUGCCCCUCUUUCCUUGCGCAGUAGCUGUAUGCAUAGAACCAUAGUUUGCUUCAACUAUUUUUGUAUUUUGUUUUCUUUUCAUGCUCUUUCUUCAAACAAAUUAAAUGAGUGCAGCCUUGCAUCAGUUAUUGAGGCCCCUCAAAGUAUUUUUAAUUAAAAGUUAAAAUAACUUCCCAUGCAGGUGGGCAUAGCAUAGAGAUACACAUUUCCUUAUAUGUGGCUUCUUGCUGAUAAUCUGUUAAGAAAUUCUUAAGAGAUCCAAAUAUUCUCCCCCUCUCGUCCACUGUAAGAUCAGGUGUAAAACUGAGUAUGUAAGACUUUAGCAAAAACAAAAAAAAUAAUUUGAACUUUUUAAAAUAUGGUAUACAGCUAAGUGUCAACUGAUUUUGUUCUCUUCUGGGACAUAACGUUCUUACCACAGGAAUUAUACAUGUUCUUGUCUGCUGCUUAACAGCAUGAUACUACUUAAGUCCUUUAUACCCUCUUGCUUCACCAGAUUCAGAAAAUUUAUGAAUUGCUAAAAAAAGAUCCUGAUACUUCUGAUUUGCAUUCUGCCAAAUGACUUCUUGUGUAGAACCAGUGUUAUUUCUUUGGUAUGUCUUUAAGUGAAAGGGGGGUUACUGUUUCUUUUAAAUUACAAAGCUCUUGACAGGAUAGUGAAGUAAACCACUUAUUCUGUUGUCUUAGUGCCUGGGCACUGUUAAGCAAUAUUACUGUAAUACUUGUUAAAUAUUCUGGAAAUGUAUUAAAAUAAUUGACAUUUGUAUAUUUUGGCGCAUGCAAUGUACUGUUUUUUUUACAUUUAAGCCAUCAGUGUCAUAAUGAAUGGAGUGUUUGAAAGACAGUAUGCCCAAGGACAUUGGAAAAAAGACUCCGAAGGGCUUUACCAGAGAUAUAUAUAUAUUUAUUAUGUUCAGAACACUGGAAAAAGCAGCACACCGAUGAAAAAUGUAUAAUAAAUUAAUUUUUAAAUGUUAA